This is a messenger RNA of Manis javanica (Malayan pangolin), 3754 nucleotides long. It is a transcript of the gene CDH2, whose product is annotated as cadherin 2. Gene Ontology annotation, biological process: cell-cell junction assembly; homophilic cell-cell adhesion; calcium-dependent cell-cell adhesion. The record is from RefSeq and is a predicted model, not a curated record. Gene Ontology annotation, molecular function: calcium ion binding; cadherin binding; beta-catenin binding. Lineage: Eukaryota; Metazoa; Chordata; Mammalia; Pholidota; Manidae. Gene Ontology annotation, cellular component: presynaptic active zone membrane; postsynaptic specialization membrane; apical part of cell.
ACUGCCGCGAGCCGUCUCCCCGCGCCGCUGCUGGUGCCGCCGCCGCCGGCUCCUCGCUCGGCCCUCUCCGCCUCCAUGUGCCGGACACUGGGAGCGCCGCGGACCCUCCUGCCGCUGCUGGCGGCCCUGCUUCAGGCGUCUGUGGAGGCUUCUGGUGAAAUUGCAUCAUUAUGCAAGACUGGGUUCCCUGAAGAUGCUUACAGUGCCAUCUUACCGCAGGAUGUGCACGAAGGACAGCCUCUGCUCAACGUGAAGUUUAGCAACUGCAAUGGCAAAAGGAAAGUGCAGUAUGAAAGCAGUGAGCCAGCAGAUUUUAAGGUGGAUGACGAUGGCAUGGUAUAUGCUGUGCGAAGCUUUCCCCUGUCCUCUCAGCAUGCCAAGUUCCUGGUAUACGCCCAAGACAAAGAGACUCAGGAAAAGUGGCAAGUUGCAGUGAAAUUGAGCCUCAAGCCGACCAUACCUGAAGAGUCCUUAAAGGAAUUGAGAGAAAUUGAAGAAAUAGUAUUCCCAAGGCAAUUGACUAAGCACAAUGGCCACCUACAGAGGCAGAAGAGAGACUGGGUUAUCCCUCCUAUCAACUUGCCAGAAAACUCCAGAGGACCUUUUCCUCAAGAGCUUGUCAGGAUCAGGUCCGAUAGAGAUAAAAACCUCUCGCUGCGGUACAGUGUAACUGGGCCAGGAGCUGACCAGCCUCCCACUGGAAUCUUCAUUAUCAACCCCAUCUCGGGCCAGCUGUCGGUGACCAAGCCUCUGGAUCGUGAACUGAUCGCCAGGUUUCAUUUGAGGGCACAUGCAGUGGAUAUUAAUGGCAAUCAAGUGGAGAACCCUAUUGACAUUGUCAUCAAUGUUAUCGAUAUGAAUGAUAACAGACCAGAGUUCCUGCACCAAGUUUGGAAUGGGACGGUUCCCGAAGGAUCAAAGCCGGGAACCUAUGUGAUGACAGUCACUGCUAUUGAUGCUGAUGAUCCAAACGCCCUAAAUGGGAUGUUGAGGUACAGAAUCCUGUCCCAGGCUCCAAGCACCCCUUCGCCCAACAUGUUUACAAUCAACAAUGAGACCGGUGACAUUAUCACAGUGGCAGCUGGACUUGAUAGAGAAAAAGUGCAACAAUAUACGUUAAUAAUUCAAGCUACAGACAUGGAAGGCAACCCCACCUACGGCCUUUCAAACACGGCCACCGCUAUCAUCACAGUGACAGAUGUCAACGACAACCCUCCGGAGUUCACUGCCAUGACAUUCUAUGGUGAAGUCCCUGAGAACAGGGUAGAUGUCAUAGUCGCUAACCUAACCGUGACGGAUAAGGACCAGCCCCAUACGCCGGCCUGGAACGCUGUGUACAGAAUCAGCGGCGGGGACCCCACAGGGCGGUUUGCCAUUCAGACCGACCCACACAGCAACGACGGCUUAGUCACCGUGGUGAAGCCAAUCGACUUUGAAACAAAUAGGAUGUUUGUCCUUACUGUGGCUGCAGAAAAUCAAGUGCCAUUAGCCAAGGGUAUUCAGCAUCCCCCUCAGUCAACUGCAACUGUGUCAGUUACAGUUAUUGAUGUGAACGAAAACCCUUAUUUUGCCCCAAAUCCCAAGAUCAUUCGCCAGGAAGAAGGCCUUCAUGCUGGUACCAUGUUGACAACAUUUACAGCUCAGGACCCAGAUCGAUACAUGCAGCAAAACAUCAGAUACACAAAAUUAUCUGAUCCUGCCAAUUGGUUAAAAAUAGAUCCUGUGAAUGGGCAAAUAACUACAAUUGCUGUUGUGGACAGAGAAUCACCAAAUGUGAAAAACAAUAUAUAUAAUGCUACUUUCCUUGCUUCUGACAAUGGAAUUCCUCCUAUGAGUGGAACCGGAACGCUGCAGAUCUAUUUACUUGAUAUUAAUGACAAUGCCCCUCAAGUGUUACCUCAAGAGGCAGAGACCUGUGAAACUCCAGACCCCAAUUCAAUUAACAUCACAGCACUUGAUUAUGACAUUGAUCCAAAUGCUGGGCCAUUUGCUUUUGAUCUUCCUUUGUCUCCAGUGACUAUUAAGAGAAAUUGGACCAUCACUCGGCUUAAUGGUGAUUUUGCUCAGCUUAAUUUAAAGAUCAAAUUUCUUGAAGCUGGGAUAUAUGAAGUUCCCAUCAUAAUCACAGAUUCGGGUAAUCCUCCUAAAUCAAAUAUUUCCAUCCUUCGAGUGAAGGUUUGCCAGUGUGACUCCAAUGGGGACUGCACGGAUGUGGACAGGAUCGUGGGCGCGGGGCUUGGCACCGGCGCUAUCAUCGCCAUCCUGCUUUGCAUCAUCAUCCUGCUGAUCCUUGUUCUGAUGUUUGUGGUGUGGAUGAAACGCCGGGAUAAAGAACGCCAGGCCAAGCAGCUUUUAAUCGACCCUGAAGAUGAUGUACGAGAUAACAUUUUAAAAUACGAUGAAGAAGGGGGAGGAGAAGAAGACCAGGACUAUGACUUGAGCCAGCUCCAGCAGCCUGAUACCGUGGAACCUGAUGCCAUCAAGCCCGUAGGAAUCCGGCGCCUUGACGAGAGGCCCAUCCAUGCCGAGCCCCAGUACCCGGUCCGAUCUGCAGCCCCUCACCCUGGGGACAUCGGGGACUUCAUUAAUGAGGGCCUUAAGGCUGCUGACAAUGAUCCCACAGCUCCGCCAUAUGACUCCCUCCUAGUCUUCGACUAUGAAGGUAGUGGCUCCACAGCGGGGUCCUUGAGCUCCCUAAAUUCCUCCAGUAGUGGUGGCGAGCAGGACUAUGACUACCUGAACGACUGGGGGCCCCGCUUCAAGAAGCUCGCUGACAUGUAUGGUGGAGGUGAUGACUGAACUGCAGGGUGAACUUGUUUUUUUGGACAAGUACAAACAAUGUCAACUGAUAUUCCCAAAAAGCAUUUGGAAGCUAGGCUUUAACUUUGUAGUCUACUAGCGGAGAGCUUGCUGGAGGCUUUGGUAUAGGCUGCAAACCAAUCUGGGCUCAGAGGGAAUAUCAGUGAUCAAUACUGUUUGGAGAAACACUGAGCUCAGUUACACUUGAAUUUUACAGUACAGAAGCACUGGGAUUUUAUGUGCCUUUUUGUACCUUUUUCAGAUUGGAAUUAGUUUUAUGUUUAAGGCUUUAAUGGUACUGAUUUCUGAAAUGAUAAGUAAAAGACAGAAUAUAUUGUGGUGGGAGCAGUAAGUUAAACCACAACAUGCUUCAACACGCUUUUGUUACAUUGCAUUUGCUUUUAUUAAAAUACAGAGUUGAACAAACAAAAACUCAUGGAGCAAUUUUAUUAUCUUGGGGGAUGAGACCAUGAGGUUGGAAAAUGUACAUGACUUCUAGUUUUAGACUUUAGUUUCUUUUGUUUUUUUGUUUUGCUUUUUUUUUUCACUAAAAUCUUAAAACGUAUGCAGCUGGUUGCAAAUAAAGGGAGUUUUCGUAUCACCAAUUUGUAGCAAAAUUGAAUUUUUUCAUAAACUAGAAUGUUAGACACAUUUUGGUCUUAAUUCAUGUACACUUUUUUAUUUACUGUAUUUUUUCCACUUCACUGUAAAAAUGGUAUGUGUACAUAAUGUUUUAUUGGCAUAGUCUAUGGAGAAGUGCAGAAACUUCAGAACAUGUGUAUGUAUUAUUUGGACUAUGGAUUCAGCUUUUUUGCAUGUUUAUAUCUUUCAUUAUGGAUAAAGUAUUUACAAAACAAAGUGACAUUUGAUUCAAUUGUUGAGCUGUAGUUAGAAUACUCAAUUUUUAAUUUUUUAAUUUUUUUUUAAUUUUUAAUUUUCUUUUUGUUUGGGGAGG